Vombatus ursinus (common wombat) is the source of this 812-nucleotide messenger RNA. It is a transcript of the gene PNO1, whose product is annotated as partner of NOB1 homolog. Bases 51 to 809 code for a protein of 252 amino acids. The transcript is spliced from 7 exons. Gene Ontology annotation, molecular function: RNA binding. Lineage: Eukaryota; Metazoa; Chordata; Mammalia; Diprotodontia; Vombatidae. Gene Ontology annotation, cellular component: nucleolus. The record is from RefSeq and is a predicted model, not a curated record.
CACGUGCGGGAACCGGAAACACCUGGAGUAGUAGUUCCUUGUUGUGCAGCAUGGAAGCGGCGAUGGAAACGCAAAGCGCGGCGGAGGACGGGGACGGCUUCACCAGGAUUUCUUGCACAAGUGGCAAACGGGGCAAAAAGCGGCGGGCGGAAGAGCAGCAACCGGAGGGCCACGACAGCGGUGGCCAGAUGGAUAUUGAGGGACCCCGGCCUCACAAGAAACCCGUUUUUCCUCCUUUGUCCGGGGACGCAUUCUCGAGUGGCAAAGAUGAAAUAGGGAAAAUUCCAGUGCCUGCCAACAGAUACACUCCAUUAAAAGAAAACUGGAUGAAAAUAUUUACACCUGUUGUAGAACACCUGGGACUUCAGAUAAGAUUUAACUUAAAGUCAAGGAAUGUAGAAAUCAGGACUUGUAAAGAAACCAAGGAUGUAAGUGCUCUGACAAAAGCUGUCGAUUUUGUGAAAGCUUUUAUUCUUGGAUUUCAGGUGGAGGAUGCACUUGCUCUCAUUAGGUUAGAUGACCUCUUCCUAGAAUCUUUUGAAAUUACAGAUGUAAAGCCUUUAAAAGGAGAUCAUCUUUCUAGGGCAAUAGGAAGAAUUGCUGGGAAAGGAGGAAAAACUAAAUUUACCAUAGAAAAUGUGACACGGACGCGGAUAGUUUUGGCUGAUUUGAAAGUUCAUAUCCUUGGCUCUUUCCAAAAUAUUAAAAUGGCAAGAACAGCCAUCUGCAACCUCAUCCUUGGAAGUCCUCCAUCCAAGGUCUAUGGUAACAUUCGAGCAGUGGCUAGCAGAGCAGCAGAUCGAUUUUAAUUU